This is a messenger RNA of Mya arenaria, 1041 nucleotides long. RefSeq lists its product as uncharacterized. The transcript has a single exon. The coding region runs from base 1 to 1041 and encodes 346 amino acids. The record is from RefSeq and is a predicted model, not a curated record. Lineage: Eukaryota; Metazoa; Mollusca; Bivalvia; Myida; Myidae.
AUGAAUGAACAUGAACGUUUACCCAAAUUAUUAGCAUACAAAUCAAUCGACAGUGAGGCAAGAGAUAUGAGAAACAAUCUAAUUUUUUAUGGUAUCAAUGAGAAAAACAAUAAUGGUCAUUCAGACACGAGAAUUAUCCUUGAUUUUAUUAAACGCGAGCUUGGCAUUAACGCACAAGACGUCUUAAUUGACAGGGCCCAUCGGUUGGGACAGCUACGAUUUACACCAAUACACCGUAGGGGUGACCCCAAAAGACCAAUCAUCGCCCGCCUCCAUAACUAUCAGGACACUGAAGAGAUUCUUCAAAAAGCUUACAGGUUAAGGGGGAAAAGCUAUGGCAUUGAUAGACAAUACCCACAAGAAAUCAUGGAAGCAAGGAAAGAUCUGUAUAAUUCUCAGUCAGCAGAAGACGCCAGACAGAACAGAAAAAAAGUCCAGAUAAGGUACCCCGCUAGACUUUACAUUGAGGGGCGAUUUGUUGCAGACAGAUUUCCUGACUGGUUCACAAUCCUACGAGGUAGCAGAAUUCCGGAACAAUUUACCGAUCAAUCUCAACAACAAAUCAAGCAACCGACACAAACUGAAAAUAACCAAAGAGAACGGGAGCGUAUGUAUUCCAGCUCAACUGUCAUUGACAGCCCCCAUAGAAACAGCGUAUUCGAAACACCUGAGCGACACGCCCACUCAGAGGUAAACAGUUCACAGAAUGUAAACAUUGUACAUGUUCAUGAUUCGUUGUCACGUGACACAAGUGUGAAUGAGGGUGCAUCAACAAUACAGACAAACACUCAAACAAACUUACCUUCAGAGCAAGUCGAUGUUAUCCGUAAUAGAAAUCGUGCAAGGAGCCGAUCACAAUCACGUUAUUCGCAAACAAACACUUUAAAUCCAAAUUCACAGGAAUAUACACACGAGGGAGCAACACAGGGAAUGGAGACUAGAUCGAGGCCUAGUUCUAAAAAUAGACAUCGGGAAAACCAGUCGAGAGAGAAACCGGCUGAUUCCACUCAACCAGAUACGGGUCAAAGGUCACAGAAAUAG